Messenger RNA from Daphnia magna, 2191 nucleotides. Its product is annotated as probable ATP-dependent helicase PF08_0048. The transcript has a single exon. The record is from RefSeq and is a predicted model, not a curated record. Lineage: Eukaryota; Metazoa; Arthropoda; Branchiopoda; Diplostraca; Daphniidae. The coding region runs from base 89 to 1954 and encodes 621 amino acids.
GGCACGACUGCAUUAAAAAAGGGCGAAAAUUACUGAAGUGCUCAAUUAAUUCAAGUGUGUGCCCUUACCGACAAAACACUGAUAGACAAUGUCGCAGAGCAGAAUUACCGGUAGUAAAUACACUCGCAAAUUAUACUUUGAUCCUAGGGCGGAUGAACCAAUCGCCGAUGGAUAUUGGAUGACGGAUGACGAGCUUUGCGAAAAAUUGUCAAUCUUGAUCGACACGGACGAAAAGAUCCAAAAUACGUCCAUCUACAUCAAUCCGCUCUAUUCGUGGCAGUUUAUAAACUUCAACCUUUGUCACGCGUUCGUUAUAAUACAAACGUUGAACUGGUGGUGGUCGAUCGAGAAAAACACCGAAUGCAUCACGAUUCAACGCUCGAGGGACAUCGAGAGUGUUCGUGACAUGGACCAAAGGAAGAAACGGACGACUGGGCUAACUCCGUGUGCGUGGAUACGUCCGAUCAAAACGACUCAAGGCAACAAUGUAACAAUCAAAGAACUCAUCAAUUACUUUUGGAGGAAAGAUGUUUUGAACAAAGAUUACCACUUCCUCACGGCGAAUUGCCAAGAAUUUGCUCUUAUGAUUUUUGCCCGAAUCGAAUCGUAUGACCAUCAGGUCUAUUUUGACGAGGCUGCCGAUCAACACGACAACGACAACGAUGCCGAUCAACACGACAACGACAACGAUGCCGAUCAACACGACAACGACAACGACAACGAUGCCGAUCAACACGACAACUACAACGACAACGAUGCCGAUCAACACGACAACGACAACGACAACGAUGCCGAUCAACACGACAACUACAACGACAACGAUGCCGAUCAACACGACAACGACAACGACAACGAUGCCGAUCAACACGACAACGACAACGACAACGAUGCCGAUCAACACGACAACUACAACGACAACGAUGCCGAUCAACACGACAACGACAACGACAACGAUGCCGAUCAACACGACAACGACAACGAUGCCGAUCAACACGACAACGACAACGAUGCCGAUCAACACGACAACGACAACGACAACGAUGCCGAUCAACACGACAACUACAACGACAACGAUGCCGAUCAACACGACAACGACAACGACAACGAUGCCGAUCAACACGACAACUACAACGACAACGAUGCCGAUCAACACGACAACGACAACGACAACGAUGCCGAUCAACACGACAACGACAACGACAACGAUGCCGAUCAACACGACAACUACAACGACAACGAUGCCGAUCAACACGACAACGACAACGACAACGAUGCCGAUCAACACGACAACGACAACGAUGCCGAUUCAACAAGUGGUUUCUAUAUGACAGUGGAUAAGGCUUUAGAUGAGAUACGACGCUGUGGCGGUUCAGAGCCUUUUACUGAACACUUGGAGUGUUACAAUUUAAGAAUUCCAUUCAAACAAUAUCUCUGUUAUCCAGACGUGCAGUUUAAUAUCCUCUUCUGGUUCUUUCUUCUACUUAUAAUUAUUGGUUUUAACAUUAAAAAAAUUGAAAGUUUCUCAGAAGCGAUAAAGGGUUUGUUUUUGUUCUGUUCUAUGAUUUUAAGCCUGCUUUUGCUAACUAUCAUAUUCUCUAUUGACUGGCGCGAUGGGAGUAAAAAUUACAUCGUCAUGAUUUUUGAAACGCAGGAGGGAUUUUACUGGUCGUUGGAGCAGUUAGGGAGAAGAUUGGUUAUUCACAGGGCCAAAAAUAAAGACGUCCUUUUGAAUGAAUGUCAGCGACAUCCACGAUGCACUUCGUUGAAAGACGAAGAUUCAGAGAUCGUCGUCGGAGAUUUAGAAUGGAAGGAUAUGAACGAGGUAAUGGAAUAUUUAUGCAAGAAAUUUAAGAAUAAAUACGGCGAAUUUGCGGUGGUCGUCGGCAUUAACGAUAUAUCUUCACUGUACAAAAAAAGAAAAAGAAAAUUGCGUAGGGAAACAGUUGAUGUUUAGCGCACAAUGAAAUUUCGCACAACUUGUUUACAUUCACCCGAAAAUAUCGUGUGCCUAUUGGCUGAAUAAGCAUCAGCAACAAUUCCGAUAUUAUUUCUAGCAAUAUUCUUUUUUUUUCCUCCUCCUCCCCUUGCCCUCCAUGGAUUAAAUGUCUAAUGCGAUCUAUGUGCUUCUGUUCCAGCCAAAUGUCAAUUUUGUAGUUUAAAGGUGGUGAAUACACAAUUAGUUCAAAAUCAA